AUGGCCUGCCCCCUGGUGCGCGCGCAGAUCUCCGAGGAGACGCGACUCGCGUGCUUCCAUCCUCUGCCGGAGACGCCGCUGUGGCGAGCGGCACUCAACAAGUUGAGCGAUACGCUCUUCUACAACGACACGAUUCGCCACAGGGGCCGGAUGCUUCUCAGCACCGUUCUGCCGCUCUACGCAGACAGAGGGCUCAUGAAGACAUAUUUUGGAAUCGCUGAGAACGACCUCUGCGGCCAGCUGUACUUCCUCGUCUUGCAUGUCUGGCUUCUUCACCGCCGCCUCGUGGCUCUACAAGACGAACUAACGCGAGAUUCACUCUGGGAAGCAGUAGACGACGUCUACCGCGCCAUUCUGUGCGAGGAGAAGGUUAGUGAGAUGCGCAUCUCGUCGUAUGUUCGGGAGAUGCAGCGGACAGCCCUCGGCUUCUGCUUGGCGCUCGACGAGGCGUUUGACGAGGCGUGCUUCGCAGGGGAAGCUGCGCACAGGAUUUGGUACGUCGUGUACGGAGCUGACGACGCGAGCCGUUACGCACCGCACGUCCUCGACCUAACGGCGUAUCUGCUAAGGACGAGCCAGUUCGUUGCGGACAUUCCCGUCGACCUCCUUUACCGAGGAAGCUUCUCCUGGCCUCGCUGGCCGCCGCAUAUCGAAGGCUUGUCUGCGUUGGAACCCACGGAGGCAGGAGAGCAGAAAACGUUCUUCAAGAAAAUGUGA
Molecule: messenger RNA, 717 nt
Organism: Besnoitia besnoiti
Lineage: Eukaryota; Apicomplexa; Conoidasida; Eucoccidiorida; Sarcocystidae
Exons: 7
Coding region: 1-717 (238 amino acids)
Source: RefSeq, a predicted model, not a curated record